AUGGAUGUUUCUGUGAUAAUUCCUGUUAAAAAUGGAGAAAAAUUUCUGGAAGAAACAUUGGAUUCGAUUUUAAAGCAAUCUGCUAUUGAAAAGUCGUUGAAAAUUGAGGUAAGGUAAGUUUUCGCAAUCAAUAUUGAUGUUGUGUUUAGAUUUGUAUUUAUGAUGAUGGAAGUGAUGACAGAACUUAUGAUAUUUGCCAAAAAUAUUCGGAAAGGUCUGAUAUUCCGUUUGUAAUUGAAAGAGGCGAAACAUCGAAAGGUGUGGGAUUUGCCAAAAAUCAAGCUAUUUUUCUGUCUACCGGAAAAUAUUUAUGUUUCAAUGAUGCAGACGACAUAAGUGGAGUUGAAAGAAUCAGUGAACAAUUUGCUCUAGCUGAAAAGUUGAAUACAGAUUUUAUUUUUAUCGGGUGUAAUUUUGAUCGACUUCCUGAGGAUUCAACCAAAAGAUACACAUCUUGGGCUAAUUCAAUUCAAUCAAAUGAUGAAAUAAAAAAUCAAGUGUAUACUUCACACGGACCAACAAUUGUUGCACCAACAUGGUUCAUUUCGAGAAAAUUAUUCAAUUUUGUUGGAAAGUUUCAAGAUAUUCAGAAGACAGGUUAUCCCGAAGAUUUAGAAUUUUAUUAUCGUUGUCUUGAUAUUGCAAGCUGUGAAUUUUCAAAAGUGCCAAAAUCAUUAGUAACAUAUCGAUAUCAUAUGGAAUGCGCAAGUUUUGGUGUACACGAGAAUUCGAUUUGGAACCUACGAUUUUCACGUUUACGUGAGAAAUAUUUAAAGAAAUGGGAAUCAUUCACAAUAUGGAGUGUAGGAAAACAAGGAAAACGAUUUUUCAAGUGAGGAAAGCAUCAAAAUUUGAAUGUAAGAUUUGUUUUAGGUGUUUGAACGAAGAAGAAAAAUCAAAAGUUCGUGGUUUUUGUGAUAUUGAUAAUAACAAAAUAAAACGAGGAAUUCAUGAAGAAUUUGAUGAAAAAACUAGAAAAAUAACACAUCGAAUUCCAAUAAAUCAUAUAAGGUAUAUCGAUCAAAGUUUCUGUUUUUCAAUUUUAAAGUUUAAAUUCAGAGAUGCGAUUCCUCCUUUUGUUGUUUGCGUAAAAUUGGAUUUGACUGGCGGAGAUCUUGAAAAUAUUAUUGCAGAACAAAAAUGGAAAGAAAAUAUUGAUUUGGUUUAUUUUGGAUAG
Molecule: messenger RNA, 1177 nt
Organism: Caenorhabditis angaria
Lineage: Eukaryota; Metazoa; Nematoda; Chromadorea; Rhabditida; Rhabditidae
Source: the annotation of a GenBank genome assembly